Osmia bicornis bicornis is the source of this 4521-nucleotide messenger RNA. RefSeq lists its product as uncharacterized. NCBI's taxonomy places the organism in Eukaryota, Metazoa, Arthropoda, Insecta, Hymenoptera, Megachilidae. Gene Ontology annotation, cellular component: nucleus. The record is from RefSeq and is a predicted model, not a curated record. Gene Ontology annotation, molecular function: RNA polymerase II transcription regulatory region sequence-specific DNA binding; DNA-binding transcription factor activity, RNA polymerase II-specific; zinc ion binding. Gene Ontology annotation, biological process: regulation of transcription by RNA polymerase II. The coding region runs from base 509 to 4468 and encodes 1319 amino acids. The transcript has 12 exons.
AAUUGACCGCAUCGCAUUCAAUAUAUCUUCACGGUAUAAUCAACGACCUUUAAUCUAGAAAAAGACUAAAACAUUCGUCUUGGACAAUGGAUUGCAAUGAUUUUCACGAAAUUGGGACUUUCCAUCAGUAACCGUAGCCGAAUAGAAAUUAAGAAAAAAAAAAAAAAAAGAAUCUCGUUUACCAGAAGGCUUGCAAAUGGAUUACUUGGACAGGAAGUCGACUAACAAGUAGAACCAAGUGCAGAAAACGGAUAUAAGAUAAAGAAGAUAUCGUCGUCUGAUAACGCAGUAGAAAGCGCAAAGUGUGCGAUGCGCACGCUCCCAUCGGAACCACCAUGCGUGCAUGCAUCGUAGGGGUGUAAAGAGGGUGAAAUAACGGAAAGCUGAGUUAGAUAGGAAGGGUGCAGUCGCCCCAGACGUUUGCUUGGUCCUAUUCUGCAAACCUUCCCUUCAAAACACUUUCCGUUUAUUCGAUUCCGCCUUUGAUUCCUUCCCUUUCGUCGACGCGAUGGCCCUCGAUGUUACCGAGAAAAGUUAUAUUCUGGACGCAAGGAGCAACUAUGAGGAUGUCGGCAGCCUCGGAUCAGAGGAAUCUUACGAUGAUAUGAGGCAACUUGUCGGGGAGAAGAAGGAAGAAUCCGGAAAAUUCAAUAGUCUACCAUUGGCCAGUUUUAAUUUCAUCAAUUCCAUUAUCGGCAGUGGUGUUAUUGGCAUACCCUAUGCCCUUCACCAGGCUGGAUUUGGCCUUGGAAUAGUAUUGUUAAUUUUGGUAGCAGGCCUUACUGAUUAUUCAUUGAUUUUAAUGGUCAGAAGUGGUCAUAUUUGUGGAGAAAUGAGCUAUCAAGGUUUAAUGAGGGCCAGUUUUGGUCGCACUGGAUUUUACAUCCUUACCACUCUGCAGUUCAUUUAUCCAUUCAUAGCAAUGGUCUCUUACAACGUUGUUGUCGGCGAUACGGUAACAAAAGUGUUGAUAAGAGUAACAGGAAUGAACGAAACGAGUAUAUUUGCUCAUCGUCAAGUGGUCAUCUUCUUCGCGACGGUUUGCGUCACCAUACCAUUGUGUCUUUAUAGAAACGUAGCCCGUUUGGCCAAGAUCUCUUUCCUUUCGUUGGUCUGCGUCGGUUUCAUUCUCUUGACUAUCUUAAUUCGGAUGGGUACGAUGUCUGCAAUUGUGCCAAGCCAAGAAGAGAGUUGGCGAUUUGGAAAUUUCCGUGGCAUCAUUCCUUCAGUUGGAAUUAUGGCUUUUGCCUUUAUGUGCCAUCACAAUACGUUCCUUAUAUAUGAGUCUAUAGAAAGAGCUACUCAACAAAAGUGGGACGUAGUCACCCAUUGGUCACUCUUCACCUCGUUCUUAAUUGCUGCAGCUUUUGGAAUUAUUGGCUACGCCACCUUCACCUCCUACGUACAAGGAGAUCUUAUGGAGAAUUAUUGCUGGGACGAUGAUUUGAUGAAUUUUGCAAGAGUCAUGUUUAGUGGGACUAUCCUCUUAACUUUUCCCAUCGAAUGCUUCGUAACUAGAGAAGUAAUCCUAACAGCAAUCAAAGGCACGGAUGAACUUGAAGAUCAUACCGCAUAUGUUCCUAAUUCGGACAGGAAGUACUUGAUGAUCACUUUGGCGAUAGUAAUCGUUGCUUAUUUGAUCUCCAUGUCUACGGAUUGUCUGGGAGUGGUCCUAGAAUUGAAUGGUAUCUUAGCAGCAGUACCUUUAGCCUACGUUCUUCCUGGACUGUGCUACCUCAAGCUUGAAGAGGGCCCAGUUCUCUCGUCCAAGAAGCUUCCGGCUCUUGGUUUGAUGACCGCUGGUGUGUUCGCUGCUGUUUCUGGAUUAUUGCUUCUCAUUUUGAACAGCGAUACUUCUAGUUCCUGUGUACACGGAAAGAAUUACAUACUCAGCUCUCGUUUGUUGGAAUUUACGCGUACCUGGAUGAAAAUUCGUAUAAAGUACCUCCUACUUAUGUAUGUACAAUUGAUCAUAUGUUUGAAUAAUGUUAUCAAUUAUACGAAUGUAUUGGGCAAGAAAAAUGUCAAAAACGUCUUCGGUUUCCGUAGAGGGGAGUUCGAGAUCAUUGCUUGUUUUCUAAAUACAUAUGUAUACAUUAAAAUGGAAGUUUCAAAAAGUGAGCAUCUACUCGAUACCUGUGAACAAAUUUACGGGGACGAGUGUAGAAUAUGUUUAAAAAGAGCCGUUGAAAUUUGCGAAUUAUUUAGAAAUGGAGACGCUAUUCCUCAUAAACUUAUGGCCGUUGCUUCUGUACAGGUGGAACAAGGUGAUGGUUUACCUCCAGUGAUUUGUGUACCUUGUAAUCAACGUUUGGAUGCAUCUUAUGACUUUAAAUGUCAAAUACAAAAUUCAGAUGAAAAACUUCGUCAAUUUUUAAAAUUAAAAUCCGAUAAUGAUUCAAUUAGUAGCACCACCAUAGUUACAGCAAUAAUUGCUGAUGUGAUAUCUAAUGUAAUAUCUUCUGAGAAAGAAAGCUCAGUUAAGCCAGAAAUUUGCUCUACAGAUUUUUGUUCUGAUAAUUUUUCUUUUACAAAGGAUGAUUCUUUUUGCCUUAGUUCAGAAAAGAACUUAUUUUGUUAUGAAAAGGAAUCGCAAAGUCAAUUGAAUGAUAAAGAACAAAAGAAAAGCACAGGAAAUGUAGAUAUUUAUACAAGUUUGUUAGAAGAAGAUUCUCUAAGGUGCGUUAAUUUGGUUAAACAACAAGAAUUGCAUUUAUCGGAUACUUGUAAGGUGCAAGACAAGGAUACUACAUCAAAAAUUGAAAUUAGUGACCAAGUAUCUGAAAAUCAACAAAUGUUAGAAGAGACAUUAAAAACAGAUGGUGGUACACAAGACGAUGAGGAGAAACCUUUAAUUGUACGUGCAACUAGAUUUCGUUGUACGCAGUGUAUUAAGUCAUUUCAUACAAAAGUGGCCUUGCAAAGACAUGCUAUUGUACAUAAGCGUAAAACUAAAUUGCGGUAUGUCUGUUAUGUUUGUGAUAAGCAGUAUUCAACUCUUGUGAAAGCAAAAAGUCAUGUAGCAAUUUGUCGUGAAGCUCAUGACAGGAAAGAAAAUAUUCAAGAUAAAAAAAUCAGUUACAAGCAAGAACAAGAAGUUGCAAAUGUGCAAGAUAAAAAGUUUAAUAAUAUUCAAGAUAAAAGAAUAAAAAUUCAGAAAAAUGAUAAUUCUUUUAAAGAACAACGAAAAAGUUUAAAAUUGAAUUGUAAAGUUUGUUCAAAACAAUUUACUUAUCAAAAGUCGUUUAUAACUCAUGCUAAAAGUCAUCCAGAAUAUAAGUUACAAGAAUUGGAUGAUUCUUCUCUGUGUUCAACAAAAGAAAAGUCAACAGAAAAUCUGGAAGAACAGGAGGAAGAAGAUGAAGAAGAGGAUGAAGAAGAGGACGACGAAGACGAGAACCUUCCUGCUGAAAGUCUACAGUGCACUCAAUGUGGAAAGUUAUUUGCAACAAAGAAAAAUCUUAAAAGGCAUAUUUCUACGCACAGCGGAUUAAAAUACACUUGCGAGAGGUGUGGUAAAGGAUUUUCAAGAAUAGACAAAUUAAAAGAUCACGAACAAUCAAAACACAAGUCUGAAGUAUUUGAAGACUCUGAUUUUUCUGACAAAGAAGAUAUGGAUGAUAUAAACAGGGGGGAUUGUUUAGAAGGAAGAAAAAAAGAUCGUGACAACAGACCGCACAAGUGUGCAAUGUGUCCUAAAUCCUUUGCCCAAGCUCAAUCUUUAGCGAAUCAUGUUGAACGUCAUAAACGUGUUAAAGAAACCCAGAAAAGGUUUCUUUGCGAGGUUUGCAGUAAAUGUUUUGCGCAGAGUGGUUCUCUUGUUGCGCAUAUGCGUACACAUACAGGAGUUAAACCGUAUGUUUGCAAUGUGUGUAGUAGAGCUUUUACAAAGAGCACUUAUUUACAACUGCAUUUACGUACACAUAGCGGGGAGAAACCGUAUAUUUGUCAAUAUUGUAGUAGAGCUUUUGCGCGUGCAAAUACAUUGGCACGGCACAUUACCAUGCACACAGGAGAAGCGAAGUAUCAUUGUCAGAUUUGUACAAAAUCAUUUAGAAGACUGACCUCAUUGAACGAACACACUUAUACGCAUACUGGUCAACGACCAUACGCCUGCAAAAUUUGUACAAAGAGAUAUAAUAAUGCUGGAUCGCUUUACGCGCAUAGAAAAAAGUGUAAAGCACAGCAGUUAUCUAAUAGUGGAUUUACAGUUUCUGUAGAAAACUCGAUAUCGCACCAAGAUAUAAACGUUCCACAGGUUUUGAUUUAUUCACAGCGAAAAUUAGUAGAAGACGCAACGGUUGGACAGGUUACACCCACGCCUCAGUACAUGAUUCCAAAUGUACAUAAUCAAAAGAGUUUGGGAUCAAAUAUUAUUCAACCAUUUACGAUGGAAGAUCCAAAUGUUUAUACAAUUAAUUCAAAACAAUUUAAAAACCCCUAUUAUACGAUAUAUCCAAAUAUGUAAAAUAACGUGUGCCUAAGAUGCAUUAAACUAUGUCCUUUUCAGGCUUAUUUGUA